Suhomyces tanzawaensis NRRL Y-17324 is the source of this 888-nucleotide messenger RNA. RefSeq lists its product as uncharacterized. The record is from RefSeq and is a predicted model, not a curated record. The transcript is spliced from 2 exons. The coding region runs from base 1 to 888 and encodes 295 amino acids. Lineage: Eukaryota; Fungi; Ascomycota; Pichiomycetes; Serinales; Debaryomycetaceae.
AUGCACCCUGCACCGUCAUCCAGGCAUCUAGAAGCUGGGCCCUGCAACCGCGUCGUGCGCCCACCAUCCUACGGCACAAGAUCCGAACACGACUCGCCCUUCGACCACUUUGCUCCUCGUCCCAAGCGCUGGAUCAGCUGGAAAUCCACCCUCAUAUUCGCUGCUGUUGGUGCUGCGCUCGCCUACAAUGAGACUGUUUUCAAUUGGUACCAGUCGUACGUUUCCAUCGACAACCAAGACCCCCAGACCCUCCAGCUCUUGCCAAUGCAAUUGGAGUACAAGUUGAAGAACUUGCCGUUGUACCAGGAGCUCACACACCCUAGGAAUGCUGAACGCUGGUACAAGUUACUGUCGUGGGAGAACUUGGACCGUAAUGUGCUCGAAGGACAGGGACCAGCACAGGUCAAGCACCAGCAGGAGUAUACUGCGCCAUCGUUGACCACACACACGCUCGCGCAACCAGGCGGUAUCUUGAUCAAGCCAGUGAUCUUCCACAACAUCGAGACGGACGAGGGCGUGACCAUCGUGCACUUGGGGUACAAGUUGUGUGGGUAUCCGUUCUUGGUGCACGGAGGCAUGUUGGCCACUUUGCUCAACGAGACCUACAAGCGCAAUGCCAGCUUGUCGCGCGAGUUGUCGCACUUGAAGGACGACUUCAUGGUGGAGAACUUGACCAUCGAGUACAAACGCCCCACCUUGGCCAACCAGUUCUUGGUGGUGCGAACUAACAAGGUGGAAACCGCAGACAAGGUGGUGUACAUGGAGAGCGAGAUUCAGGACAAAAAAGGGCGCACCUUGGUCAAAAGCAGUGCCAGGCUCCGGGACACGGGAAGGGCCAGUGGCCAGAUGAGGGACGGGGCCACCCCCAAGAAGUGGUGGGUGUUUUAG